Caenorhabditis remanei is the source of this 228-nucleotide messenger RNA. RefSeq lists its product as uncharacterized. The record is from RefSeq and is a predicted model, not a curated record. Lineage: Eukaryota; Metazoa; Nematoda; Chromadorea; Rhabditida; Rhabditidae. The transcript has 2 exons. The coding region runs from base 1 to 228 and encodes 75 amino acids.
AUGAAACAAAUGAUGCUCCGUCACCUCAAAAACCAGAAGGCCGACACAACAGUCAACAAAAUGGCCAUGAAGAGAGGCUUGAACAUAUUAGAUGGAAUUGAGACGACAAUAGAGAAGAAGCGCCUUCGUCCUGUGAUGGACAAGGGAGUCUUUGCGAGCGACGGCUCGCUCAUCCCCUACGGCCUCCUGAAUCCUUCCACCACCAUCGAAGAUGAUUAUAUGUAUUAA